AGAAGUGCCCGUGCAUUCUCGAUUGUCAAAUCAUCAUCAGCCCUUUGUCGCAUUCGAUGCCCCUCGCGACCGUUGCCACGCUGUCCUAGAUUUCUCGUUAUCUUUCCACAAUGCCUCCCUCAUCAAAGCGAUCACAGAGAACUCGACGAGAGUUGCGCAGCGAUGCAAGCGACCGUCCCGACGACUCCUCCCCUUCAAGGCCGCCGAAGCGCAGAAAGAAGGCCGACGACGUACCUCCCGAACCAGCUGAGGAAGAGAGCUCCAGCAUAUUGGCGGAUCAAUCCGGUCUCACCCUGGCCGAUGACGAUCAAAUCGUCACCCGAGUAACUCAGCAUCUUCUCACUCCACCGGAUCAGCUGGUCAAGGCAAGCGGCGACCAUUCCAAUAGCCUCCACGAAUCGAACAAGGACGGCGUCAAAGCCUACGCCAAGAUCUCAGCCCAGGACUGGACGUACUAUGUCACCACUCUCAAGGUCAAUAUCGGCCGUUCCUCCGACCCGCCCCGAGCCGAUCAAGAUCAGGAGGAUGGAGAAGAGACGGUUCAGAUUGACCUCGGCCCGAGUAAGCUGAUUUCGCGCCAGCAUGCCCUCAUCUACUUCCACAACAAGGAAGAAAAGUGGUACCUGCUCGUCAACGGUCGCAAUGCGCUCAAGGUCGACGGGACUUCCUGGAGGCAGGGACAGUCAGGCCCCUUGAGCAGUGGCGAGGUCAUCGAGGUUGGAGGCAUCGAGAUGAUGUUUGUUCUGCCAAUCGAGCUCAGCCCCCUCAACGUCCACGAACAGUAUCUACAGCGCGCCGGAAUCACGAAGCCAGAGGCCUCGAGCAGCGCGCGCCCGGUGCGACACCCUCUCCCCUCUGGAGACAGUCCGACUCUACAAUCAAGCCCUCAGGGCAAACCCGCACGCGGUCAGGCUUUCCAGAAACCUCUCGCGCCCGCACCCCCACACUACAAGCGACCGGGUACACCCCCUUCGGCCAGCAGUCGCACCGUGGUCGAGCAGGCGAAGUCUCCCCAUCUUGAUCGCACGGGGCCGAUGCUCAUGAACCCUAACGAUGUUGACCUCAGCCUGGAUUCGAACAAGCACAUCAAGCCCCAGUACAGCUACGCACAAAUGAUAACUCAGGCCAUUCUCAACACUGACGAGGAGAAAUUGAACCUCAAUGGCAUUUACAACUUCAUCAUGAAUAACUAUUCUUACUACAAGCAUCAACCCGCGUCGGGCUGGCAGAACUCGAUCCGCCACAAUCUCUCUCUCAACAAGGCUUUUGAGAAGGUGGCUCGGUCUACAGACGAACCUGGCAAGGGAAUGAAAUGGCAACUGGUUCCAGAGGUUCGGGACGACAUGAUCAGGAGCGCUUAUAGGGGUGGCCGUGGUGGCCAUCGCGGCUCUUCGAACCCAUCCUCGCCCAGCCAGCUAAACUACAUCACUCAGAGUCCGAGAGACAUGACGGGUAGGGGAGAUCCGAUGUCGGCACGGAAGCGAAAGGUCUCGCCGUCUGGAUCGCCACAGCCCCGCUCGGCCCUUCGCAACUCCCACCUGACUCCAGUCCGGGGUUCGCGGAAGCCGCUCCCUCACGAUGCUGGUAUCGGUGCAGAUGGUAGCCCUCUGCCGCGCCUUCGCAAGACAGCUGCGUCCGAGGUCCGCCUCGGCGAUAACCCGCCCGCCUCACCUACCCUGACCUCGUCUUAUCUUCAAGAAGACGGAGCCUCGUUCGUCACGCCGGCGCCCCACCGUGUGCAUCCCAAACUUGCCCCCCCGAGCACUGCCCAACGGCCGAGUCAGCACAUGCCCACCAGCUCACCAGCGCCAUUCUGGAAGUAUGCGGACAUCGGAAGCACGCCACUGAAGCCGGCGCAGUUUGAUCUCAGCCCAUCAAAAGCCCUCGGGAACCUGCCUGCUAGCAGCAGCCCACCACCAGCCUCUGGCAAGUCGCCGGUCGCGAGCCCAACGAGGGCGGGACGUGAGGAAACUCAAGAAGCCCCCUCAACCGCAGAUCCUGAUGAGGACCGUGGCUUUGACCUUACAAAGGGUUUCCAAAGCAUUGGCUCGUACCACGCGCCGGUCGGGAUUGGCCAAGAGGUCAAGCCAGCCACGAACGGCGGUACGACGAGGACCAACGGAAACGCCUAAAUUUGACUCGCUCUUCUGGUAUCCUUUGCCAGAGACCGACUAGCGGGGUUUGACUUUGUCAAAUGCAAGCUUGUCCUACCGUUUAAGUGAUCUCGGUUGCAAGACAGGAUGGGGGGAAAGCAAUGGUCCAAUCAUUCGUUCGAAGACACCUGUCUAGGUAUUUACGGUUUAGGCAGCUCUUGAGCUGCUCGCCGUCCACGUCGAAUGCCGGGCUUUGGUUCUGCAAGCGAUUUUUUUUGCCCCUAACCCUCAUUUUUCUCUCUCUCUCCCUU
Molecule: messenger RNA, 2404 nt
Organism: Phialemonium atrogriseum
Lineage: Eukaryota; Fungi; Ascomycota; Sordariomycetes; Cephalothecales; Cephalothecaceae
Product: transcription factor
Exons: 4
Coding region: 111-2132 (673 amino acids)
Biological process (GO): regulation of transcription by RNA polymerase II
Molecular function (GO): protein binding; RNA polymerase II cis-regulatory region sequence-specific DNA binding; DNA-binding transcription factor activity, RNA polymerase II-specific
Source: RefSeq, a predicted model, not a curated record